AAUCAAUCCCAUGAAGGCGUGUUCGACCUCAGGCCUAGUGUCACUUGUAUAUCGCGCACAUGGUGAGCACUCUAUUAUAGUCUGUCGCAGGGCAGCUUCAACCGCCCCUCUCUAGACUUCACCGCCAGAUACACCCUUCAUCGUCGUUUCGAUUGAGUCAGUCUGCACAAUGGAUCCCUCUAAGCUUCCCCCGGAGGUACUUGCGAACCAGCCUGCCUUUCCUCCUCCAUUAGGAGUAAAACCCAACUUCGACAACCCGUCCGACACGUUGGCAGACCCACUCACUAUCGUGAAUGGAGUCUUCGUGGGUUUGGCUUUCGCAAUUGUAGCAAUGCGGCUCACUACUCGGAAAUUCAUCUGUCGUCAAGGACUAGCUUGGGACGAUACUCUAUGUGCGGUCUCGAUGCUCGGAUCUAUAGCCCAUACGACGCUCUGUCUUAGUAGUAUCAACAUCGGAUACGGCCGUCACUUCUGGGACAUACGCGCGAUUAGCCUGACAGAGGCAAAGAUCAAGAGACUGAGCGCUAUCGAUAUCAUCUACGGCAUCGUUAUGUAUUUUAUCAAGAUGUCCCUGCUGCUACUCUACUAUCGGCUGUUCCAGGUCUACUCAUCAUCGCGCAAACUAGUUCUCGGGGGUAUCUUCAUGUGCACGUUGAUAUCGCUGCCUUACGUCGGAGUCGCCAUCUCGCGUGUUGUCAUAUGCUCGAGUUUUAAGGUUAAUCUAGAACAUCUCACAUACUGCUACACUAAGCCUGUCAAUACCGCCGUCGCGACUUUCGGAGCAGCGAAUGUUAUCAGCGACUUUUACAUACUCACGAUCCCCAUCGCUCGUGUACGAAGCUUAAGUAUUGAUUCAAGGGCGAAGAUGGGUCUAGCGGCGAUCUUUACGGUCGGUCUUACUGCUUGUCUCAUGAGCAUUGUGCGACUUAUCUACGUAGGCGUCAACUUCAACAAAUCGGAUCCCUUCUAUCGUGGCGCAGCAACCUCCAUUUUCAGUGCCGUCGAAAUGAAUCUAGCAAUAAUAUGCAGUUGCUCAACUGCCUUUCCAUCCUUCUACCGCCGCGGAAAAGAAGUCAUGAGUCCCCUUCUUCGCUCUUUCAGCCGAAGAACGGGCUCUAACGGCAGUCGAACAAAGCAGGAAAAUCUCGGCCACUUUGAGCUUAAUGUCCAUGGUAUGCUGGAUGAUGACUCCGUCAUGAAGGGUAGCUUGGAGCCUAUCGUUCAACCUAUUGGAACUCCUCAUACUCCCGAGAAGCCUCCUCGUAUUUUGACACUGAAUAUGACGAGGGCGACGAUUGAUGUUGAGAAAUAAGGAAACGAAGGAGGCCUCGAGGGUUCGAAUGCGUACAGCUCCUGUGAUUUUACAGACGGAAGGACAACUUGUGGCCUAUUACGAAGUAGGUGUCGGGAUGAUCUCACUCUUCUGGCCUCGACAGUAUCACUACACAGAAUAAUUUGGAGAACCAAGAGAUUACGUUCCAUUACUCCCGCUAUUCCUAUUCAAAAGGCCUCCUGAAACAUGUAGAAAAUUUAGGGAUUCCGCUUUUGCCUUUGCGGGGCAUUCAUUCAGUAGUUCGAAUGAGACAUAGAAUCGAAU
This is a messenger RNA of Lindgomyces ingoldianus, 1597 nucleotides long. RefSeq lists its product as uncharacterized. NCBI's taxonomy places the organism in Eukaryota, Fungi, Ascomycota, Dothideomycetes, Pleosporales, Lindgomycetaceae. The transcript has 4 exons. The coding region runs from base 170 to 1312 and encodes 380 amino acids. The record is from RefSeq and is a predicted model, not a curated record.